AUGUACCGGCUCCAACUUGUUAUGCUGGCUCGUCUCACUGGUGAACUUGAUGAAGGAGUAAAUAUUGUGGGGCAUCCAAAUGCUAGCUUGUCAUACCGCCAAGCAAGCCACGCUGUGAUUUUUCUGGUCAACCUUACACAACUGUCAAGCUGUCUCGUCGUUGGUGUUAUGCGCAGAACCGUAUGGCUGGCGAAGCGCCAAAGCAAUGGCCUCGCUCGCAACACCCGAGAGCAAAUACUCAGAAGCCCGAGGCCAAAAGAUGAGAAGCCAAAUUCAAUCGUAAAUACAGUUUCAGGGUCAGGGGAAUCUUCUCACAAUGACGGUGGGGAUAACGGCCCCAUCUGGAGGACCGCUGCGUCCAAGAUGAUAGAGGGCUGUGCGACCGCCUUCGGAUCAAUCCUCAUUCUAGGGAUCGCGGGCUAUUCCUACAAUGUCUACUACAAGUCCCACGUGCUGAGCAAGAUGGAGAACGCCUUCGCGUUGGGCUACUCCUCCGUGGAGAUGGCUGCGCUCAGCCGCCACGUCGAAUCAGAAGGAUCCCACGCCGAGCUAUUUCAAGCAGAGACUUUUGAGGAUAACGACUGGAUACCGCGCGAUGAACAGGCGAUCAUCGACGGGAUCGUUGAUGGGAGCAUCCGUGGCCAGUACCACCUCAUCACAGGCGAGAAGGGGACAGGUAAAACGUCAAUGUUGCUCAAGGCCAUGGGCAAGAUCGGUGGCGAGGGAGUCGCUAUGUUUGAAGCGCAUGGAGACCCUGAGAUCUUCAGGGUGCGACUGGGCAAGGCGCUAGACUUCGAGUUCCACGAGGACUACGUCGGUAGUCUCUUCAGCUUCAAAGGACCACGCGACACAACGGCCUUACUAGACAUCGAGCGCGCCUUCAACAAAAUGGAGAAGAUCGCGUUAAGACGCAAGGAGAAAGUCGGAAAGCCGUUGGUCUUGAUUAUCACUGGGGCGCACCUGAUACGAGAUGACGAGGACGGCCAGGAUCUGCUGGAGUUGAUCCAGCAGCGUGCUGAGCUCUGGGCGGCUAGCAACUUGGUGACUGUAGUUUUCAAUAGCGACGAUUACUGGACCACAGAAAGAUUGACGUGGCAGGCCACCCGCCUUCGCGUGACCCCUGUCCGCGACAUCCCCAAAGACAUUGCCAUCGAGUCCCUACGACAGUUCCGCAAAACCUCUCGCGGAGAGAACGUUCCGACGGAUAUCUUGGAGCAGGUCUACAGCAAGAUCGGCGGCCGGCUCAGCUUCCUCACCCGCGCUGCAAAGUCUCCAGACAUGAUCAAGACCUGCAACACAAUCUGCGAAAAGGAGAGGCGCUGGUUGUUGAACAAGUGCUGGAUUCUGGGGGCGGAUAUGGAUCCCGGUGCUGAAAAUGAACAAGAUCUGUCUUCGGCUGCCAUGCUUCUCGCAAAAGCCUUGAUAGAAAAGGAGCAGGCUAUGCGAGCAGCCGGAACCUACGAUGGAAGGUUGCCUCAGAUUCCACUGCACAAGGCGAGAGAGUUGAUUACCAAUUCGGAAUGGGUAAAGAUGCCACACCACAACAAUAUCUUCACCAUUGACCCGGAUGGGAUGGUCCAGGCAGACUCAGUAGCGAUGUACUGGGCCAUGAAGGAAGUGUGCAGUGCCGAGGGCUUCGAUGAACACCUCCGCGCCACACUGGAGCGGCUGGAUGAGAUCGAAAGUCUUCAAAGGACGAGAGAGGUGACACUGAAAGACCUGGCUGGCAAUGAACAAGAGUAUCGGGCCACGAUCGAGACGAAUCCAAAAGGUGAAAAGGCUUGGUCAGUCAAGCUCGUGCCAUCCGACUCAGGUGCCGGCUGA
Messenger RNA from Diaporthe amygdali, 1824 nucleotides. RefSeq lists its product as uncharacterized. Lineage: Eukaryota; Fungi; Ascomycota; Sordariomycetes; Diaporthales; Diaporthaceae. Bases 1 to 1824 code for a protein of 607 amino acids. The record is from RefSeq and is a predicted model, not a curated record. The transcript is spliced from 4 exons.